This is a messenger RNA of Durusdinium trenchii, 2346 nucleotides long. The record is from the annotation of a GenBank genome assembly. Lineage: Eukaryota; Dinophyceae; Suessiales; Symbiodiniaceae.
GACAUGUCCAUGGCUAGAUAAGGAAGACUUGCAACAACCUCUGAAGACAGCUCUACUUCUUGACAUAAAAAAGUGCAGAGGGCCUGACUCCUGCCUGCUUUUGCCUGAUUCAUGACGGAUCUAUGGGUCGAGGUUCGCACUGGUGAGAAGAGGUACUAUUGGAACGCUUCCAAAGAGGACGUUCUUUGGGAUCCUCCUCCAGGUGUAAGGGUGGUCUGGGCUGCAGAGAAGCAUCAAGAGACUGGCAAGACGUACUACUGGAAUAAGGAGACCAGUGAGAGUGUAUGGACCUUGCCAAUUCCGAAGAACGAAGGCACUCCCAGCGCCCAGCAGCCAUCUACACCUGGUACUGUGGGCGGCUCUAGACAAAGGCAAGAGAGAUGGGCUGAUGUGAGAGAUGGUCCAGAGAACCAUCGUUUGGAGGAUUUUGCACCUGAAGCAUCGGCUGGGCAGAGGAUGCUGGGUCUGGCAGGCAGACCAGGUCCUGUUCCCUGUGGUUGUGGAGCUGUGAGCGCAGGUUGCAAGCCAUCUGGUUAUUCUGGAAACUUUGGAGGAUUCAACAGCUUGCACGCUGGUGGUGGGCAUGGAGGCUGCGGUGGCUAUGGCUGUGGCUAUGGAGGCUGUGGAGGUUGCGGAGGUUGUGGAGGCUGUGGCGGUUGCGGCGGCAGCUGUGGUGGCUGCAGUGGAGGGUGUAGGGCUCCUUCUGGUGGCUAUGGGCCCACUAGAGGCUACGAUGGCUAUAACAUUGAUGCCCCUCGUCCCUUUCAAGGUGUUGAUGCUCGGGAAGAGCGGCAAUGGUGGAAAGGUGCAGGUGGUGGAGACUACGAAGAGUGGUGGGCACAGUGCCGUCAGCGGUUCCUACACGAGGUCGGUCGGGUCAGAACUGCUCAUGCUGCAAGCAGCCAAGUUUGGGAGAUGCUUCCCGAAGAAGUCGAUGCACGAAAAUUGGCAGUGGUGGAGUUUGAAGGAUCUGCCAGUGCAGCAUCGGUCUUUCCUCCCGAUUUCUGCAUAGCUGGGAUAGAUCCUGACGGUCCAGGUUCUACUGGGAUAGUCAGUCCAGGUUUCCUGGUGGCGGCUUUUGCUGACAGCCCUUACGAUGUUGCCGACGCCGUUUGGAACUUGUCUCAGACCUGGUGGGCGCUUGUGAAGGCGACAACACGUCUGGUGACUCUGGUCUUCGUGACUGGACUUGGCGGACAUGGAGAGGCUGAUGCAGAUGAGGAAACUUCCUUCUUGGAGCUUCAACGUCGUUGUCUCAUGAAGUCUCCAGCGCCUUUGAUCUUUGCGGCACAGCGGCUAGCCACUAGUGGAGGCAAGCGGCCACGGCUCUUGGGUGGAUGGCAGGUGUCGCGAGUGCAUCGAAAUCAGGCUGAUGAGUGGCUAAAUCCUGGAAGUAGAAGCAGCUGGUGGUCAUCAAGUCAAACAUGGGGAUCCAAAGUGGCCCCACCGAGAGGAGGCCGACGAGCCCGAGCAAUUGAAACCUAUGACUAUGAUGAGGAUUGGGAAGACACAGCUUGGGAAAACUGGGAUGGCGACUCAGAGGAACGACUCUUGGAGAGCGUCACGAGCUUUCUCGGUGAUGGCCCCAAAGAGGUUCAGGAACUUGCAUCGAUGUUCGCUGGCCGCUUCAAUGCUGUGGUGCGAUCAAAUCCCAGAAGUGGAUACAGCAUGACAGCUAGUACCUACUGGCCGCGGCUGGCACACCGCCAGUCCGAGGACAAGAAGAACGACGGCAGCUUCAAGAGGUGGCUGCUUGGAGCAGGCUUUGAGGCAAGCGCUCUUUUCGACAGGAACAAGUGCAUGAUAUCCUUGCCGCAUGCGAAGCGAACCACCCGUGGCACACGAGGUGGCCGCAAAAACCGUGGAGCCGAUAGAGCCACAAUUUCUGAUGGCGAACAGGAUAUGGCGUGGCAGGACGGAUUCUUCGAUCCUCCACAUGGCUUGGGCUCAGCUGAGGCCAUGGACCUCGAAGAAGAAGUGAUAUCCCAUCUUCGCGAACACGGCGAGUGCGACAUGGGAGCCUUGCGGCAGGUGAAUGACCUCGGAAGACGCUUCAAUGAAGUUUUCUUCCACAAGUCCAAGGUCAACGAUGGAUCUUGGAAGAAAUGGUUGGCUUCCAUGGAUGGAGUGGAAGUAGCCGUUGACCCUAAGGUAGCUGCCUAUCAUGGCAACAAGCCCACAGUGGUCCGACUUAAGUGAGCAAGACCACCCAAAGUGAGGGUGAGAGCUUGCCAACUGGAUUAGAUGAAAAGACUUGCCCGAUCCUUCAACAUUUUGUUUCAUAUUGCCAGUGCAGCUGGGGCCAUAGCUGCUGCAAAGGUGCUGCCUGUCAGCCGCUGGCAUUGG